AUUGAUUUUUCUUUGUCGCCGUCAAAGUUUCAAGACGCGAGUUUUGAUCAGCCAAAAUGUCAAGUGGACUUUGACUCUUAGCUUUUUUAGAGCUUCGUCUUCGUUGGCUCUUCAGUCGGCACAAUACGUUCAGAAGCCAUCUAGGGGUUCUCCGUAUCUGUUUCAGAGCAAUCGAUCGUGAAAAUGGCGUCCCAAGAUCACUUGGACAAAAUGAAGCUGCGCCAGAAUUAUCGCAAUAUGUGGCAUACUGAUCUUAUAGGCACCAUUAAGUCUAACACUCCUUAUUGCUGUUUUUCUUUGUGGUGUGGACCCUGUGUAUCAUAUUUGCUUCGAAAACGAGCUCUUUACAAUGAUAUGUCAAGGUAUACAUGCUGUGCUGGCUAUAUGCCGUGCAGUGGUCGAUGUGGAGAAAGUCGAUGCCCUGAAUUCUGCCUUGCUACUGAGGUUUUUCUUUGCUUUGGGAAUUCAGUGGCUUCAACUCGAUUUUUGUUGCAAGAUGAGUUCAACAUACAAACAACAAAGUGUGAUAACUGCAUUAUUGGUUUUAUGUUCUGUCUCCAACAACUUGCUUGCAUUUUCUCCAUAGUUGCCAUGAUUGUUGGAAGUGAUGAGAUACAGGAGGCUUCCCAGUUACUGUCUUGCUUGUCUGAUAUGGUCUACUGCUCGGUUUGUGCCUGUAUGCAGACUCAACACAAGAUUGAGAUGGACAAGAGAGACGGGAAGUUUGGUCCUGGACCGAUGACAGUUCCUCCACAGCAGCAAAUGUCACGACUUGAUCAGCCAUUCCCACCCAACGUUGCAUAUGGCCAACCGGCCCAACCCUAUCCACCACCUCAAGCAUAUGGCCAACCGGCCCAACCCUAUCCACCACCUCAAGCAUAUGGCCAUUUCUACCCACCACCUCAAGCAUCUGGCCAACCCCAUCCACAAUCGCAAGGUUAUCCUCCAGCUGGGUAUCAAUAAUGAGAUCUUCCGAGUGAAUCGUUUGUGGUUAAAACAUUUACAGAAUUGAGUUGGGUUUAUACCUUUAAUCCUUUGAAAAUGAGGAUGGACUGAACCAUGUGUUCUGAGUUGUUCUCUGUAGAUUCCUAUCCGCCUGCAUACAUCAUAGAUAAUUUGUGACUUAUUCAAAUGCUUGGCGUUGUCAAUUGUCAUUGUUAGUGAAUACGUUCGAGAUAUUGAUAACUGGUGAUGUUUGGCGUUGUCUAUUAUGGUUUUAUCUAUUUUAGAGACUUGUUUGGAUACUUGGAUCUCAUAAGAGUCGAACGUGUCCUUUGUUUAAGUUAAAAAUCACUACUUUGAUCAGUUGAUGAUUCAAAAAGGGAUUAUUGUAUUUGAAUAAAUGAGGAACGUUCAAGAAUAUAA
Cuscuta epithymum is the source of this 1365-nucleotide messenger RNA. Lineage: Eukaryota; Viridiplantae; Streptophyta; Magnoliopsida; Solanales; Convolvulaceae. The record is from the annotation of a GenBank genome assembly.